Lactuca saligna is the source of this 1489-nucleotide messenger RNA. Lineage: Eukaryota; Viridiplantae; Streptophyta; Magnoliopsida; Asterales; Asteraceae. The record is from the annotation of a GenBank genome assembly.
CACUUACACGAAAGGUAACCGAUCAUCACCAUCUUCAUCUUCCCUACUUUAACCUACAAGUUUUCUUUUCAAUCAUUCCACUUCCAAAACACGAACUAGGGUUUUAAAACCUCCACUCCAAGUUUCUCUAUUCGAAAACCUAUUCUUCUUAUUGAUCCUAAGUUUGCAGUUUUUUAAUCAACAUGCAAAUAAUAGGAUUUAACGCCACUAUGCUUAAAUCGAAAUACUCUCAUUAUAAUAUCGUUGAUGUUCCUAUUUUUAUUACAAAUCUGAAAUCGGAAAGGUAGGGGUUUAGCUAUAACCUCUUUCACGGUAUUGGAAAACCUAACAUUCACGUUAGCAGAGCUCGGUGGUUUAAUCAACAGUUGAACUUAUGGAUUCUUCAGAUACAGAGCUUUUUCCUGCCAUUCAGGAGGUUUUGCUGGAGUUUCGUGCUGGUAAAAUGCAUAUGGAAGGAACACGUGUUGUUGCUGAUCCACGUAAAGGACUUGUUCGAAUUGGAAGAGGAGAAGAAGGAUUAGUUCAUAUUCAGUGGCUUGAUCGAACUAAUAACACCAUUGAAGAUGAUCAAAUUGUUUUCCCUGAAGAGGCAGUUUUUGAGAAGGUUGGCCAAGCUUCCGGAAGGGUCUACAUAUUAAAGUUUCAGACAGAUGAUCGCAAGUGUUUUUUCUGGAUGCAGGAGCCCAGAGCUGAUGAUGAUGAAGAGCUGUGUAAAUCAGUCAACCUAUACCUCAAUCAACCAAUAGAUUUCCCUACUGAAGAAGAAGAAAACACUCUUGGUGAAGAUAUCUCAUCAAGGGCUGGAGAUUUAGUUGGACCAAGUACAGGUGCAGAAUUAAUUAGUGACGUGUCCUCUUCAGGACCUGUUAAAUUGUCAGAUCUUCAAAGAAUAUUAAGUAAUAUUGGACCUUCAGGUGAGGCAGCAGAUCCUGAUGGAGGUUUAGGAUUGGGUGAUAUCUUGAAGCCUGAACUUAUAUUGCCAUUGAUGGAGAAUUUAUCAUUGGAACAAGUGGCAUCCCAUUUGCCUGAGGGGCAAUGGAGUCCAGAAGAAUUAAUGGAGCUGCUACAAAGCCCUCCUUUCCGCCAACAAGUAGAUUCUUUCACUUAUGUGCUCAAGACUGGUCAAAUAGAUUUGACUCAAUUUGGAGUUGACCCGAGUAAAUAUAAGUUCACAGUGCUGUCUUUUCUUGAGGCCCUUGAAGAUUCUGUUGCUAAAACAUCUAAUUCCGAUGAGCCAAUGCAAGAUGCUGAGGAAUCUUGAUCAAGUAGCUGCUAGACUCAUUUGCAUAACAGAUAUUGAUUCAAAAGAUUACAGAUUUGUGUUUGUGGAUAUUGCAAGUGUUUUGUAUUUUGAAUUUAUAGACAUCUCGUGUACACAAAAAUUAGUACAAGUUUUUAAGUUACUUCGUUUUUAAGUGUUUUGUGUGCCAGAAUGCACAGAUUUGGACCAUCGGAUGAAUAAAAUCAAUGAUUAUGAUUUGAGGGUCUA